Ctenocephalides felis (cat flea) is the source of this 948-nucleotide messenger RNA. RefSeq lists its product as uncharacterized. Gene Ontology annotation, molecular function: nucleic acid binding. The record is from RefSeq and is a predicted model, not a curated record. NCBI's taxonomy places the organism in Eukaryota, Metazoa, Arthropoda, Insecta, Siphonaptera, Pulicidae. Gene Ontology annotation, biological process: DNA integration. The transcript has a single exon. Bases 1 to 948 code for a protein of 315 amino acids.
AUGGGCGACUUACCAGUACCGCGCAUAACAGCCAGUAGAGCUUUCCUAAACGUCGGCGUUGAUUAUGCAGGCCCCUUCAAUAUCUCCAUGAGUCGUCACAGAGGCGCUCGAACCUACAAGGCUUAUAUAUGCUUGUUCAUCUGUUUAGCCACUAAGGCGAUACAUCUCGAAUUAGCUUCAGAUUUAACAAGCGAUACAUUUUUAGAUUGCUUGAAACGAUUCCUAGCCCGGCGUGGUCCUAUCAAAUGUAUUUACUCCGAUUGUGGAACCAAUUUUAUAGGAGCCAAAAAUACUCUUGAUUCCUUAUUCCUUCUCCUAAAUUCCGAAGAGUAUAAAAAGCGUUUCAAUGAAUUAUUGGUUUUACAUGACAUUGAAUGGAAAUUUAAUCCACCGUUUGCCCCACAUUUUGGAGGUAUAUGGGAGGCGAAUAUUAAAUCAGUGAAGACCCAUUUGUUUAAAGUUAUAGGGUUGCAAAUUUUAUCCUACGAAGAGUUUAAUACAGUCCUCAAUCAAAUCGAAGCCUUACUGAAUUCAAGACCGUUAUGUUGGCUGAGCAAUGAUCCAUCGGAUCCUCAACCUCUUACGCCUGCGCACUUCUUAAUGCAAGAGCCUCUGUCGGAUUUGCCCGUUGACUAUGAAAACUUGAAUUUGACUAAAAGAAAACAAUUGCUAGAUCAUAUUGUCGCUUCUUACUGGAAGCGAUGGAAUGUGGAAUAUCUGACCGAGCUACAGGUCCGACAGAAAUGGAAUACAGUCACUAAUCCUAUUAAAAAGGGUGAUUUGGUAGUUGUAAAACAAGAGAAUGCGCGUCCGCUCCAUUGGGGGUUGGGAAGAGUUGAAGAGGUUUUUCCGGGCUCCGAUGGAGUGGUUCGAGUAGCAUUGGUAAAAACGGGAAAUACCCUAAUCAAGCGGCCUGUUGUCAAACUAUGCCCCCUACCUAUUCAAUAG